This is a messenger RNA of Aspergillus pseudoviridinutans, 231 nucleotides long. RefSeq names its product S-methyl-5-thioadenosine phosphorylase. Gene Ontology annotation, biological process: nucleoside metabolic process. Lineage: Eukaryota; Fungi; Ascomycota; Eurotiomycetes; Eurotiales; Aspergillaceae. The transcript has a single exon. The record is from RefSeq and is a predicted model, not a curated record. Gene Ontology annotation, molecular function: catalytic activity. The coding region runs from base 1 to 231 and encodes 76 amino acids.
AUGGAUGUCACUGUGGAGAUGGUUAUGGGCCACAUGAAGGCAAAUGCUGACAAUGCUCGUCGCUUUGUCACUGUUGUGCUUGACGCUCUGGCUAACGAUGAGCACUCUGAUCUUGUUCAGGCUAAGCACCUGGCUGGCUCUGUCAAGUUUGGUAUCAGUACUCCUCAGCCACACUGGAGUCCUGAGGCCCAGAAAAAGCUCAACCGGCUGUUCCCAGGCUACUUCCAAUAA